AUGACGGGCCAGGCGGGACUCCCAACGCUCAGCUUGAUCAGCACGGGAUUGACUGUCUGCCGGGUCCGCUUCAGCGUUUCGGGGCCGAUCCUCCCGUAUCCGCUCUGCUACUUCUGCUUCUUCUGGUGGCAGGAGCUUCUGGAUGCACAUCGCGCCAUCAAGGCCGGCGAGGUCUUCGACGGCAAGAUGCAGACGUUCGAGCGCUCCGACAUCACGUGCACCGACGGUGAGGGCCAGAAGGACUCCGCCGUGUUCCUCGUCGAGGCCGGCGGCACCCUCAAGAACGCCAUCAUCGGCAAGAACCAGAAGGAGGGCGUCCACUGCGACGACCACGACUGCACCAUCGAGAACGUCUGGUGGGACGACGUGUGCGAGGACGCGCUGAGCAUCAAGGGCGGCACUGCUUCCAGUGUGACCACCGUGACCAACUGCGGCGCGCGCUACGCCUCGGACAAGGUGGUGCAGCACAACGGCUACGGCACCGUCAAGAUCAACGGCUUCUUCGCGCAGGAGUUCGGCAAGCUCUACCGCUCGUGCGGCACGUGCGGAGACAUCCCUCGCACUGUGACGGUGGAGAACGUGUACGCCAUCGACCCGCUCGUGAGUCUUGUGACGGUGAACAAGAACUACAACGACCAGGCCACGCUCAAGAACAUUUAUGUCAAGACGACAGACGGCAAGGGCGACGUCAAGGUGUGCCAGUGGUCGCAGGGCAGCAAGACGCCGUCCAACCUGGGCGACGGACCGUCGGGCACGCUCUGCCAGUACACGGAGAGUGACGUCCACAUCAACGAGAAGUAA
Messenger RNA from Phytophthora sojae, 801 nucleotides. Its product is annotated as pectate lyase. The transcript has 3 exons. The coding region runs from base 1 to 801 and encodes 266 amino acids. Gene Ontology annotation, biological process: pectin catabolic process. NCBI's taxonomy places the organism in Eukaryota, Oomycota, Peronosporomycetes, Peronosporales, Peronosporaceae. Gene Ontology annotation, molecular function: pectate lyase activity. The record is from RefSeq and is a predicted model, not a curated record. Gene Ontology annotation, cellular component: extracellular region.